UGUAAUUUACUAAUAAUGCACCAGUUAGUCAAUGAUGAAGCCUGUAGUCUACUCGAAACAAACAGCUAAUCCACGAGGAACUAUUGACACUGUCAUCAAACACAUGACAUUCAGAUCUUUGUCUUAACGUCAUUAUUGAUAAUAUAUGAAGUUCAGCGUUCUUUAACGUUAGAAGAACUUAAAUACAUGGGUUGUCUAACUUGCUAUCUCAAAUUGUUACAUUGGAAAAGUCCUUUAACACAAGAUACACAUAGUACACAUAGGCAAACACAUUUAAUAAUUACACAUAAAGUAAUUCCAGCAGAAGUUGAGCUAUUUUGUCUUACCAAAUCGAAUGCCCUGAUAUUUACAGGUGAGUUCGCCGUGUUUGCCGCGGACUUCUCGAGGAGAGGUGAGGGAGAAGAGCACAAGUGCGAGGGCUGUGGACGCGUGUACAGGCACUACGGCUCCUUGUACAACCACCAGAGGUUCGAGUGCGGCAAGACUGCGUCCUUCCUCUGCACGGAGUGUCCUUUCCGCACCAAGCGGAAGGGCAACCUCACGUCUCACUUCGCCGUCAAACACGGCAACGCGUCCUCGAAACAGUUCAAUUAGCACUUCGUCCUCGAUUAUCCGAACUUCUCGGUUAACUGAGGUCAUCUACAGACAGUGGGGAAUAAACAGAUGUAAAGCGCUGUACCCCGCCAGAUACACCAAGAAGUCGGUAAUUUGUUCUAAAACUCUAAUGAAAGUGUUUAGACUUUAAUAAACGAAAAUUAUUAAAAGUAAUAAAAGACUUUAUAACUGUUUGCAAAUA
Messenger RNA from Homalodisca vitripennis (glassy-winged sharpshooter), 796 nucleotides. RefSeq names its product zinc finger protein 613-like. Bases 187 to 594 code for a protein of 135 amino acids. The transcript has a single exon. The record is from RefSeq and is a predicted model, not a curated record. NCBI's taxonomy places the organism in Eukaryota, Metazoa, Arthropoda, Insecta, Hemiptera, Cicadellidae.